CAGUAAACCACGCGAAGGGAUCGAUUAAAAGAUCAAACUGGAAGUGUCUGGUGUUAAACUAACAGUGUGCCUGUGGUCCUGUUGAUAGGAAGGGCUCAGCAGUGCCUGGGUGCCCAGGGAGCCACUGCCUGAGUCCCUAGAGGUAGAGACCAAACCACAGGACAUGAGUGCUGCCAAAGGAGGCCUGGUCAUCUUCACGGCCAACUCCAACCCCUCCAGCAGAGAGCUAGGGAGGAGGAUAGCCGAGCGGUUGGGUGUGGAACUUGGGAAGGUGCAGGUCUAUCAAGAAGCUAACAGAGAAACACGGGUCCAAAUCGAAGAGUCUGUGCGUGGCAAAGAUGUUUUCAUCAUCCAAACGGUCUCCAAAGAUGUUAACACCACCAUCAUGGAGCUGCUCAUUAUGGUGUAUGCCUGCAGGACGUCCUGUGCUCGAAACAUCAUUGGCGUCAUUCCCUAUUUCCCCUACAGCAAGCAGUGCAAGAUGCGGAAGAGAGGCUCCAUCGUCUCUAAACUACUUGCCUCAAUGAUGUGUAAAGCAGGUCUGACUCAUCUCAUUACAAUGGAUUUGCAUCAAAAGGAAAUCCAGGGUUUCUUCAACAUUCCAGUGGACAAUCUGCGGGCCUCGCCAUUUUUACUACAAUAUAUACAGGAAGAAAUUCCUGACUACAGAAAUGCUGUAAUUGUGGCCAAAUCUCCAGCAUCAGCUAAAAGGUGAAGUCAUUUGCAUGUCAUGUCAGUAGUUUAGCUGUGUUGACUAAAACUGUAGUAGUGGUGUAUGCUUUUAAUAUUAAGAGCGGCUUCCUGACUUCUGACUCGACAUAUGCCGUAAAUAUAUGCCGAUAACCCCUUGAAUGCAUAUAGGUUAGUUUUAAAGAUUAGUAUAUUUGAUUUCAA
This is a messenger RNA of Puntigrus tetrazona (Sumatra barb), 894 nucleotides long. Its product is annotated as phosphoribosyl pyrophosphate synthase-associated protein 2-like. The record is from RefSeq and is a predicted model, not a curated record. The transcript is spliced from 7 exons. The coding region runs from base 164 to 715 and encodes 183 amino acids. Gene Ontology annotation, biological process: 5-phosphoribose 1-diphosphate biosynthetic process; purine nucleotide biosynthetic process. Gene Ontology annotation, molecular function: ribose phosphate diphosphokinase activity; magnesium ion binding. Lineage: Eukaryota; Metazoa; Chordata; Actinopteri; Cypriniformes; Cyprinidae. Gene Ontology annotation, cellular component: ribose phosphate diphosphokinase complex; cytoplasm.